CGGGCGGCUCAUUGUCAGGAGAGUUGCAGUGCGAGCAGGAGGCAGAAGAGAAACGCAGGUACAGGUACAACGGCAGCAGCUGCAGCAGCACUUGAGCCAACAGCAUCACAGAAAACACACUCUGCUACACUCAAGCGAAAGAAGAUGGAAACAGAUGCAGAGAAUUUCUCGCCAGCAAGAAGUCCUCCUCUCAGAGAUCAGCUAAGACAAGCAUCUCAGCACAGUUUCUACCUAAACCCACCUCCGCUCUACAUCAAGCCCCAAAAAUUCUCCCCUCCUCGAUACCCCAGCAUAUCACCUAGCAGAGACACCUUCAGUGCGUUCAGCUCUCCUGCUUUCUUUCCUAUGCUUGGCCCCAGUUACGCUCCAAAAGAAGGAUCCCAAAAACGCAAAAGAACUCCUUUCAAAAUGGACGCUCAGGGAGGUGAAUCUCCUGACGGAGGAGCAGAGGAGGCAGACGAGAGCAGCAGUAAGAAGUCGGUGCACCUCUCCCACAUCCCCUUCUCCCUCCCACCUCGUCCAAUUCCGUCCCCGUCUCCUAAACCCAUCCCAGGUAUGAUCGAGCUAAACAGACUGCAGCUUCACCCCAGAUCGCCAGGUAUGAAUCUACCUGUGCAGGUGAAACAGGAGCCUCUCAGUCCCUCCCCAGUUUGGCCUCCCUCUCCUCUCCUCCUCCACCCACCCUACUUCCCACCUCUCCAUCACAGCCUCUUCCCGUACCCCUUUUUCAUGCAUGGCCCCGUCAUGCAUCUGUCGCCUGGUUCUUUUUACCCAAGAGAGGAGCUCCGCCCUGGGCACCGUGGCCGUGACGGACCUCACCGUGGCCGUGACGGACCUCCUCGUGGAGGGACAACCAGUGCAGAAAAACUCGGCCUAAAUGUUCACGUGGACGACAGUUAUUACGUCGACGUGGGUGGAGACCAAAAGAGGUGGAAGUGUCGUAUGUGUGAGAAGUCCUACACCUCAAAGUACAACCUGGUCACGCACAUCCUGGGGCACAACGGCAUCAAGCCGCACGGCUGCCACCUGUGUGGGAAGCUGUUCAAGCAGCUGAGCCACCUGCACACACACCUGCUCACCCACCAGGGCAUGAGGCCGCACAAGUGCCAGGUGUGCCACAAGGCCUUUACACAGACCAGCCACCUAAAGAGACACAUGAUGCAGCACAGUGACGUCAAGCCAUACAGUUGCAGUGUCUGCGGCAGAGGUUUUGCUUACCCCAGUGAGCUUCGCGCCCAUGAGCUGAAGCAUGAGAAAGGACAGGAGAACGUGUGUGUUGAGUGUGGCCUGGAUUUCCCCACGCUGGCACAGCUGAAGAGGCACCUGACUGCCCAUCGUGGCCCCACCCUAUACAGGUGUGCUGAGUGCCAGAAGACUUUCCAGUACCCGAGCCAGCUUCAGAACCACAUGAUGAAACACAAAGACAUCAGACCGUACAUCUGCAGCGAGUGUGGGAUGGAGUUCAUCCAGUCGCACCACCUGAAACAGCACACGCUCACUCACAAAGGGGUGAAGGAGCACAAGUGCCGCAUCUGUGGUCGUGAAUUCACCCUGUUGGCCAACAUGAAGCGCCACGUCCUCAUCCACACCAAUAUACGAGCCUACCAGUGCCACAUGUGCUUCAAGAGUUUUGUCCAAAAACAGACUCUCAAGGCUCACAUGAUCGUCCACUCAGACAUCAAGCCCUAUAAAUGCAAGCUUUGUGGGAAGGAGUUCAAUAGGAUGCACAACCUGAUGGGCCACAUGCAUCUCCACUCCGACAGCAAGCCCUUCAAAUGUCUUUACUGCCCGAGCAAAUUCACGCUGAAGGGGAACCUCACCAGGCACAUGAAGGUCAAACAUGGCGUCAUGGACAGAGGGCUGGAUGAAAGAUUGUUUCGGCAAAGAGGGCGAUUCUGCUUGUCCACUCCCAUGGACCUCCUCACCCGCUUCAGCCAAGAGGAGCCGUUUGACCUGUCCCAGAAGCCCCCGGGUCUGCCCAGCCUCCGCCUCUCCCAGUCUGAUGGCGAGAGCGUCCCUGGAAGCUCGUGUCAGGAGGAGGAUGAGGAGAGUUUUUACAGAAGGAGCCAGUAUAGUCCUGAGAUGGACCAACAUGAGCCGGCUGGGGAGGACCAAUACAUCCCUGAGCUGGCGGAGAGACGACAGGAGUCUUCAGCUGAUCUAAGGUCAGGGGAGAAGCAGGAAGAAAUCUAUCAGCAGAGUUUAGAUGGACAGAGGGAGUCAGCAGCAGAAGGAGGUGAUCAGGUGCACCUCUUACAGUCAGAGGAGACGUCAGAGAUGGCUUAUGAGUCUGAGUCAGAGCUGGGUGACCAGGAGUACCACCAUGAGACAGGGCUCUGUUCUGAUUCAGAACUAGAAGAGCUAGACGAGGCAGAGCAAAGCAAACAGGUGACGGAUGAUUUCAGUGAUGCAGACAUCGAUGUAGUAGAUACGAGUCAGAGCAGAGCAGAGACAGGUGAAAGAGUGCAACACUUGUGCACUACUGACUUUAUGGGAGUUACAGGAUCACAGGAGGAAGAAGAAGACAAAGAAUUAAAAGAAGUAGAUGAAGAAUGAGAAGAAGAUGCAGGUUUUAAGCAGCCCAGUUGCUAGAAUAAAAUGUUGGCAUUGUACAUCUCUGCAAACCAUUGUGUUACAUUUGGAUGUUUCAUACGUAUAUCAUAUCAAUGUUUCUUAAGUGACAUCAUAUGUGAGCUGAUCGGGGGGUGGAGGGGAUGGUAGGUGGGGUGACAUUUUGGUGAGAGACCUGCCAAACUGCAGACUGCUGCAGACCACUUUGAGAACAACAAACAAAAAAAUAGCGGUUGUUUUGUAAUGUCAUAACUGCGUUUUCAGGGGUUUUUUAACAAUCAACGGCUAAACGCCAAAUUUAUAAGUGACCCGUCGCAGUUUUUCCAGCAGGAGAGUAGCACAAAAAGCUAUUGUUUAUUACAGAGAGAUCAAUGUUUUUUUAAGCAGGGUGUACCCCAGAAAUUAGGUAUUUUAAGCCAAGACAUUAUCUUUGUCUCGCCAUAACCAAGUGUUGUCUGUACCUAAACCUAACCAUACACUGAACAUAGCAUUAUUGCUAAUGUCAGCAUAAAUGCUACUCAAUAACAUGAAAAUGUAACAUAUAUGUGGUUUGCAGAAACAUAAAAUAUUGACAUUUUUUGGGUGACUGAGUUGUUUUUUUUGAGAAGGCUCAAGUGUUCUUAACAGGGAAGUAGAAGGAAAGCAUGUCUCUAUAUAAAACUGAUUAUGGAGGAUCUGAUAUUGUAGCUUAGCAAACAAAAAAAGAAAGAUGAACAUAUUGUGUUUUUUAACAAAGCAGAAGAUUUAAGUGAAGUAACUCAAAUACAAAGCUGUGAAGCAUACUGCAUGUACAGAACAUAUCAUACACUGAUUUAAAAGUCACUGAGAGAGAGUUAAUGUGCAUUUAUGAGUGGAAGAAUAUGAUGUGGGAGUAGCUUUUUGUGAAUAAACGCAAAAAUAGUUUGUUUUUUAAUAAUUUGCAGUAUUGACUAAAAUAUGCAAUUUGCAUCAACUUUGACUCUUUUAAAUGUGUAAAUAUGUGAUUAAAAUAAAAAAAUAUAAAAAAAAACCCACUGUUAUUUCUAAAACCAUUGCGCAUGUUUCGGGGUUAUUUUUGGUAUUUUAAUUGUUUUGUGGGACAUUGUGUUUUUGACAAAUACAGAUGUGACAAUGGUUGGCUUUUCUUCUUCAGGCGUCUUUAUUUCUAAUGUCUAAUGUUUGGGGUUUUUUUGAUUUUGUUAGUUCUUUUUUUUUGCAGUGGUUGUGUUUUUAUUGUAUGGCAAUAUAAUGAAUGCGAUUCUGAUAAAUAAAUAAAAAAUAAAAGCUUGAACGCA
Plectropomus leopardus (leopard coralgrouper) is the source of this 3845-nucleotide messenger RNA. It is a transcript of the gene znf366, whose product is annotated as zinc finger protein 366. Gene Ontology annotation, biological process: embryo development; regulation of transcription by RNA polymerase II. The record is from RefSeq and is a predicted model, not a curated record. Gene Ontology annotation, molecular function: DNA-binding transcription factor activity, RNA polymerase II-specific; RNA polymerase II transcription regulatory region sequence-specific DNA binding. NCBI's taxonomy places the organism in Eukaryota, Metazoa, Chordata, Actinopteri, Perciformes, Serranidae. Gene Ontology annotation, cellular component: nucleus.